This is a messenger RNA of Phragmites australis (common reed), 6411 nucleotides long. Its product is annotated as GDSL esterase/lipase At1g31550-like. The record is from RefSeq and is a predicted model, not a curated record. Gene Ontology annotation, molecular function: hydrolase activity, acting on ester bonds. The transcript is spliced from 5 exons. Lineage: Eukaryota; Viridiplantae; Streptophyta; Magnoliopsida; Poales; Poaceae. The coding region runs from base 5083 to 6183 and encodes 366 amino acids.
UUUAUAACAUACACACAGGAGUAGGGUGUUACGCUCAGUGCGGCCCGAACCUGUCUAAAAAUCCCUCGAGCAUUUACUAUUUCCUGCAUCCGAUCAUUCCGCACCACCUCCAUCGCAUUUACGCCCGUUUAUUUCACCCGCAAAACAGAUUCAGAAUCAGCCCCCUGGCCGAAUCUCAAAGGGGGUCCCUCCGGAUCCCUGCUUGAGGAGUUCACCCUCCGACAGAUAGGAUGAUACUUUAGGGCCAAUCAGAAAACCUACCUAGAUGAAACACCUUCUCGGGGACUCGCUUGAGAACUUGGAGGCGUUUGAAAUCCAGAGUAGGUAAUCUGAGAACCUGGAAAACCCGAUUAGACGUUUCAUCCUAAUCGAAAAUCCGAGUCUUACUCGAUGACACGGUCAAACAAAAUUCUUAUCUUUACUGACUAUGUAUUUGAACUGUCGAAGCAUCAUUUCACGUACUGAUGGGGCCUUGACGAUGAAUAAUGGAUAGUUACCGUAUUCGGGUACCCCAGGGUUUCCCGUAAUUCUCAGGACAUAUCUUUAUCUCUUGGAAGAGGAUCCCUGGAAGAAACAAAACCACUCGUAGAUACCCAAGGCAUCCUAUAACUGGGCAUGCUUAUCUCCAAGAAUAAGAAUGAGAAGUCCGGAGGACGUACGACACCCCGAUAUAUAUACGGAGCCAAGAGGCCCUGCGGAGGACACGUGAUUUCAAGUCAACAGAAGCCAAGAAAGAAGUCACCGACUAGGUUUAAAUCCAUCUAGGCUAGCUACACGCCCGUAACAGACUCAGAUCAAUGCAAUACAAAUAUGACAUAGGGUUAUUAUCCUCAGGGAGGCCCGAACCUGUCUCAAAACCCAUGUGUGUUCCCCUUGUGAUUCAUCUACUCAAAGCAUCCACUAUUCUUCAACAAGUUUAUUAGAUCGACGGUUUACCAAUCGUCGACCUAAGUUGUACCUCUCAUAUGCAUUGUCCUCUGAUGCAAAACUCAAUCUAACUUGAGGAACAAGUAAAGUUUGGCCAUGUAUAUUUCUCACCUUUAGUAUAAUGGGACAAAAAUUAAAAUAAUCUAACUACAAUAAAAAAAAUUAUGUUAGACUCGACUUCAUUAGCUCUGGUUACCUGCUUAGCGAUUCCUUAGGUCCCAUAUCUUCGGGUAUUUCUAAAACUAACAUGGCUUGGCAAUUAUGGUAAAAUGAUGCAAAUUAGUGUAGGAAUAACUGUUGGCAACAACAGCUAGUUCACAGGGAAGCAGCUGACAUGAACAGAUAAGUUGCGUGCACACCUGAUGACAAUCCUACCAUGGAACAUUGACUCGUCAUCCUUGCUCGAGCUCAUGUACACAGUGCAGUAUCGGGAUGUUCACGACAUCACCAAUGUUGCCGUCACACGUAGCUUCGGCUGAUGGAAUCCCGGCAGGAACGGCCUGCUCAGCGAUCUCGAUAGCACCGGGCUGCUCGUCGGGGAUGGCCUGCUCAGCGAUAUCGAUCUCAGCGAUCUCAAUAGCACCGACACCUGUGAAGAACCCUUGAUCUACUCCAUCUUUUGAUGUGCAACAUGAUUCAACUGAAGUGAUGGGACUCCCUUUCCUUCCGUCAUCGUUGACGGCGAACCAGAGCUUCCGGCAAGGCGCGAACUUCACAGUCGACAGGCGGAGCGGCGAAGCCAUGACACUAAAUUGAACAUUCACUGUGCACGACAGUGACCUAGUUGUUUCUCUUGUUUCUCUGUAUAACGCUUCCCUCAGCCACCUGCUCGGGUGGUUCGACACCAUGAAACCCUCGCUUUGCAACUCACCCCAAAGUUCGUGACAACACGCAAGUAUUGCUUCCUUUAGUAACUAGUGUCUCUCACCCGACACAUAUUGUUGGUGAAAGAAAAUAUGUUUUCCAUGAACAAAGUGCGUCAAGAGCCAACUCAUAGGAGUGGCUCAAGCUUGGAGGAGAAGAAGAGAGGAAAGAAAUACCAAGAUGUGUUUCAAUAAACUGAACUCUCUCUGUCCUCCGUGUGCCCACGAUCUGUAUUUAUAGUGUCUUACAGAGGGUAAGUGUUCAUGCAUACCCCUACAGCGGGAUAGAGAUACAAGUUGUUACUAGACAACCAGGACCUAGGGCUAGCUAAGAGAAAGAGCAUGGGCGGCUAUACGCUAGCUAGGCGGACGCGCAAGGGGAUAGGGAGGCUUACCAAGCGCAAGGACGGCGACGGGCAGGGUGGCGACCGGUGAUCCGUCGAAGAGGCGGUAGCGGUGCUAUUCUGCUACUAGCGCGAGCGGGCUCUAGUCAGGCUUUUGACGAAUGGACGACUGCCCAGGGACGGCGGAAAGGUCCUGAAGCUCCUCGGCGGGGGAAUGGGGGGGAGGGGGAGAAGAGAGGCCAGGGCGGCGCUAUUUAUAGCGAGAGAGGGAGCACAGAGGGUCAGUGCGCACGUGACGUCGGGCGGAUGUCGACAGGCAGCGCUACGGUGAGAUGGCGGAGUGGCGCCCACCAUUUUCCCCCCGGUGUGGGUGCUGGGCCGCGCGAGGGAGAAAACGGAAGGCUGGGCUGGUUCGCCAGGCCGCGUGGGGGAAGAAGGGAGAGGAGAAUCCGGUCCAUGAAAGAAAAAUAAAAAUAAAAGGAAUUUUGUUUUGAGACUAAAUUCAAAUGAUGGAUAUGAAUUUGAAUUAAACUUUGUAUUAGGAUCAUUUCAAUUAAAUAUAUUUGAAUUAUUAUUUCGGCUUGGAUCUCAAGCUGUUUUUGAAGAUGAUUUGAAUCAAAGGAUUUGAAUUCGAAUUGGGUUGGAGUUGAAUAGAAUCUAAGAGUAGAUUUGAAAUUGAGAGACAUUCAAUUUCAAAUCUCCAUACAAGAACCAUAAAAUCUCAAACCAAAGCAUAAGAGCCAAUUUAAUGUGGGGACUAUUCUAAAAUUGAUUCUAGUGCACUUUGGAACCCUUUUUAAUUUAGUAUACUUAAUGUAUAUGAUUGUAUUCAUACUGGUAUAUAUACAUUCAUAUACUUAUUUCCUUAUCUUAGUUUGCCUAAUUAAUCACAAAAAGUUUUAAUUCGGAGUGAAUUUUACAAUUAAUUAACAUGUUUAAACUCAGGAUGUUACAGUCCCUGGUCGCGGCCAUAGGACGGGGUUGGUUCGGAGCCCCUCGCGUAUUGUCGAUGUUGUGGAUGUCACGCCGUUGUCAUCGCCAGGACUGGAGCGAUUUGGAGCCUUGGCAUCCUUAGAGCUCCUUUUUGUCGACAGAGGUGGCGGGGCAUGUGAGGACCUUGCUUGCGAGGUUGGCUUUUCGGACUCGAUGCCGGGGGUCAUGGUAACAUACAUGACCCCUCGACGAAGCCGCUCCUCCUCCAUGCGUGCGUACUCCUCGAACUUGCACAUGAAGACACUCAUCGAGCGUACCGAGCGUCGAUGCAGUCAAUCGAAGAGGGGCCCAGAGGCUAGACUCUAGGUAGCAGCGUCGAUGACUGAUGACUCUAAGAUGCCUUUUAUCUAGGUCUUUGUUUGGGCAAACCUCCGGAAGAUGCCUUUUAUCUAGGUCUUGGUUUUGGCAAACCUCCGGAAGUACUCCUGGAGGGUUUCACCCAGUUGUUGCCUAAUGGCGCACAUGCUCUCAAAGGUCAUCGCCUCGACAAAGGUACCCUAGAAGUUGUUGCAGUAGGAGUCUCAGCGCUAGGCCCAAGCGUAAAUGGUCCCAAGCUCCAGCACCUAGAACCACCGAAGGGCUACCCCCUCCAAAGCGAGAGGGAAGCAUUUGUCCAUGGUGGCAUAUCCGCCUCCACUGGCCUCGAUGGCGAGGGCAUAUGUGCGAAUGAACUCAGCUGGGUCCGAAUCACCUUUAGAUUUAGGCAGUUUUAGGGUCCUGAACCCUCUGGGAAGGACACGGCCUAUAGAUCCAUCUGAAGGGGAGAGUCAAGGUCUAUGAGCGGAGCCUCGCGCCGAUGGGCCUGAGGCUCAGUUGCCUAUAGAUUGACCAUUGGCGGUGCCUGGGGACAAUGAGCCACAACGCUGAAGCCCUCACCCGGAGCCUGUGCUAGCAUAGCGUUGGCUAUUACGGAAGCAUCAACGGUCAUAUCCGCUGGUUGAUGUGUGGGUCGCAGGGCCGCCUGCAGUUCCUCCAGCUGAACCCAAAGGGUCGUCACUUGUGCCUGCUGGUUGGCUGUGGCGGCAUAUACAGUUGUGACCUCAGCCGUGACCCCUUGGGGACAGUGAGGUCCUCGCUGUGCUGCUGCGGAAUAGCCCCUGAAACGACAGGCCCCUAGCGUCAGUCACUGCCAGGGUCGCAGCUGGAUCGGCGGCGGCCAUGGGGUCCUCAUUCUGCCCGAUUGGGGGGCUGGUGUCGGUGUAGCGUGUGCUUGAUCGUGGUUGCCAUGUAGACCUCCGCACAAGCAUGGCAGUGAUGCUAGCCUCUUGGACCGACGUCCUGGUGGUCUUCUUCUUUGGUGGCAUUCUUCCUCUCCUAAUAUUUCUACACGUAUUCUCUCCUCACGGACGGCGCCGGCUAUUGAUGAAAGAAAAUAUAUCUUCUACGAACAAAAUACAGUGAGAGCCAACUCACAUAAGUGACUUAUUUUGUUUCACCAACACAUACACAUUAUUGUUUAACCUGUUGGUCAUGUUACGUUCGCUGGUAACCCGGCUGCCUGUUUUUGACUUUCUUCCCCCAUGUUUUUUAUUAUCUCUUGAGUCGACAACUCUGCAUUUUCUUUUUCUCGUUACCAACUCUGCAUUUCGUUCUCAACGACGGAAGAAAGUUGACUUCCUGGUAAGGAAGAGCCCUUUCUUCGAUUCGCCUGUUGUCAACUUGACAUACAUUUUCUUAGUUAAACAAGGACAUACUCUUUUUUUUUUUAUGUUGCCGUGUUGCCUAUAACUGAUCUAAUGAUCUAUUUUGCAUCCUGUCCUGUCCAUCUCUGAUCUGACUACCUGGUAAGGAAGAGCCCUUUCUUCGAUUCACCUGUUGACAACUUGACAUACAUUUUCUUAGUUAAACAAGGACAUACAAUUUUUUUUUUUAUGUUGCCGUGUUGCCUACUACUGAUCUGAUGAUCUAUUUUGCAUCCUGUGCUGUCCAUCUCUGAUCUUCGCAAUCCUACCACGAUGAAGCUGCUCUGCGUCCUCUCGGCUCUCCUCUUCGCCUCCGUUGUGGCGGUGGAGCUCGUCUCCUCCCUCCCCGUCAGCCGGCGCUAUGACUCCAUCUUUAGCUUUGGCGACUCCUUCGCCGACACCGGCAACGGCAUCGUCGUCUUGGCAGCGCACUCACUCGCCAACCCGGCCGCAGCGCCUCCCUACGGCAUGACGUUCUUCGGCCACCCCACGGGCCGCUCCUCCAACGGACGCCUCAUCAUCGACUUCAUCGCGGAGGAACUGGGGCUCCCCCUCGUGCCGCCGUUCCUGGCGCACAACGGCAGCUUCCGCCAAGGCGCUAACUUCGCCGUCGCCGGCGCCUUCGCUCGCGACGCCAGUUUCUACAGGGAUAUCCCCUUUGUCGGUCCGUUUGCUCUCAACACCAGUUCGAGCGUGCAGCUGCAGUGGUUCAAAUCGCUCAAGCCGUCACUGUGCAACCCUGCCCAAGAGUGCAUGGGCUUCUUCCACAAGUCCCUCUUUUUCAUGGGAGAGUUCGGGGUCAACGAUUACAGCUUCUCUGUUUUCGGAAAGAACCUGUCGCAGAUUAGAUCCUUCGUCCCAGACGUGAUCAAAACUAUCUCGAUGGCAACUGAGAAAGUAAUCGAGCAGGGAGCAAAGACUGUGGUCGUGCCCGGGAUCCCGCCGCUGGGGUGCUCACCGGGUAACCUAGCGCUGUUUCCGAGCGCCGAUCCGGACGACUAUGAAUCUCGGACCGGCUGCCUGAAGCAGUUCAACGACCUGGCCAUGUACCACAACUCACUGCUGCAGGAGGCCGUCAACAAGGUUCAGACAAAGUACCCACGUGUCAGGGUCAUCUAUGCCGAUUUCUUCACCCCCAUCAUUGAUAUCGUUGAGUCCCCUGACAAGCUUGGGUUUACCAGAGAUAUUCUGAGGUGUUGCUGCGGUGGAGGUGGGAAGUACAACUUCAACAUCAGCGCAGGCUGUGGCCAGCCGGGGUCGACGGUGUGCGAGAAUCCGUCAGCAUAUUUGUAUUGGGAUGGCCACCUGACAGAGGCAGCCAACCACUACAUUGCCAAGGGCUGGCUAAACAGCAUAAACUGUUGCAUGGUCUAGUUAGCAGUUGGGAAAGGGGUUAUCAAAUUGGAUCCAUGGAACUGGCAACAUACAUCGAUAUAAAUUCUUGUAAUCUAAUUAAUCUUUUAUUUAGAUGUUUGUCUCAUGUAUGCUAGUUUUCGUUAUUUCUUUCUUCUUGUUGGCCGUGUGCAUUCGUACUACAUAGGGAUCAGAAGUGAACUCUUUUAUGGUUGUAUUUUUUUGAUGUCACAAUAAAAAUAUAUAAAG